AAAAAAAAAAAAAAAAAAAAAAAAAGAUCCAAACCUUGUCGGCCUUCUUUUCCCUGAGUCAAUCGCUCGUGUUGACAUCUUCAUUUUGACACUCCUCACCAGCCCUCUCCCCCCUCCUAUACAGACUGCCACCGGCCCACAAUGGCCCCCGACGAGGUCACCGAGGCACCUCAGGUUGAAAUCACCGCCGCCGAUCCUCCGACCUCGGGCAAAGGAAAAUUCGGCAUCAAGGCCUUUGGCAAGAAGGACAAGUCCGCGAACGCCCAGGAGCAGGACGUCGAAAAGGACGGCAUGGGGGGUGACACGCCCGAGCCGGAGCUGCAGCGGAAGCUGAAGAGCAGACACUUGCAGAUGAUUGCCAUCGGUGGAACGAUUGGAACUGGUCUCUUUAUCAGCAGUGGAACGGCCAUCGCGAACUCCGGACCGGCCGGAGCGCUGAUUGCCUACAUCUUCGUCGGAUCUAUCGUCUAUUCGGUCAUGACCUCGCUGGGUGAAGUCGCGACGUACAUCCCUAUCCCCGGAUCGUUCACCACCUACGCUGCGCGCCUGGUCGACCCCAGCUUGGGUUUCGCCAUGGGAUGGAUUUACUGGUUUAACUGGGCUUCGACGUUUGCGGUUGAAUUAACGGCGACGGGUCUGAUCAUUCAGUUUUGGGACAAGGACCUGUCGAUUGCCAUCUUUAUUGCCAUCUUCUGGGUGCUGAUCACCUUGCUCAAUUUCCUCCCGGUGGGAUUCUACGGAGAGCUCGAAUUUUGGUUCUCGUUGAUCAAGGUCAUUACGGUCCUGGGUUUCAUGAUCUUUGCCAUCUGCAUCGAUGCUGGUGUCGGACAGCAAGGAUACCUCGGGUUUAAAUACUACCACACCCCCGGCGCCUUUGCUCCUUAUCUGAUCGAGAACAACGAUGCGACGGCCAAGUUCGUGGGUUUCUGGGCCGUGUUGAUCCAGGCCGGUUUCUCCUACCAGGGAACCGAACUUGUGGGUGUUGCCGCCGGUGAGACCGAGAACCCCCAGGUCACCGUCCCGUCCGCCAUCCGCAAGACGUUCAUCCGGAUUCUCGUCUUCUUCGUGCUCACCAUCUUCUUCAUCGGUCUUCUCGUUCCCUACGAUAACCCAAACCUCAUCUCGGACACCAACGACGCAUCGGCUUCCCCCAUGGUGAUUGCGGCCAAUCUGGCCGGCGUCAAAGUCCUGCCCCACAUCAUCAACGCCGUGCUUCUUACCGUCGUCCUGUCUGCCGCCAACUCGAACGUCUACAGUGGCAGUCGUGUGCUCCUGGGUCUCGCGCAGGAGGGCUUCGCCCCCAAGAUCUUCGGCUGGGUCACCAAGAAGGGUGUCCCUUGGAUCAGUGUCACAUUCACCGCCCUGUUCGGUCUUCUGGCGUUCAUGAACGUCUCCAACUCCGGUGGUACCGUCUUCAACUGGCUCGUCAACAUCUCCGGAGUCGCUGGGUUCAUCUGCUGGUGCUCCAUCAACCUCAGUCACAUCGCAUUCAUGCGUGCGCUCAAGGCGCGGGACCUGUCCCGCGACACGCUACCCUACAAGGCCAUCUGGCAGCCGUGGUUGGCCUACUACGGACUCUUCUUCAACACCCUGAUUAUCCUGACGCAGGGAUUCACCGCGUGGAUUCCCACCUUCAACGUCUCCGAUUUCUGGGUCGCUUAUAUCUGCCCCAUUCUGUUCGUCAUUCUCUACCUCGGCCACAAGCUCGUCUACCGCACUUCGUUCGUGGACCCCUUGCAGGCGGAUCUGGACACCGGGCGGCUGCAGAACUUCUCGUGGGAGACGUCGACUCCCAAGACGUGGCAGGAGCGCAUCCGGGAGAGAAUUUAGAUAGAAUUAAUGUUUAAGGUGUUGUAUGAGGUCGAUGUACGGGGUAUGUGUAACGAUGCGAAGUUGAUGCAUUAUGGAGUUUGGUGUUUGAUUUGCCGUUGUCCAUUGCAUGGCUUAGUCGAUUCUAGCAUAUAUUAUUUCAAUUGUUAAUAUC
This is a messenger RNA of Aspergillus steynii IBT 23096, 1984 nucleotides long. Its product is annotated as amino acid permease. Gene Ontology annotation, biological process: amino acid transmembrane transport. Gene Ontology annotation, cellular component: membrane. The record is from RefSeq and is a predicted model, not a curated record. Gene Ontology annotation, molecular function: amino acid transmembrane transporter activity. NCBI's taxonomy places the organism in Eukaryota, Fungi, Ascomycota, Eurotiomycetes, Eurotiales, Aspergillaceae. The transcript has 2 exons. Bases 142 to 1830 code for a protein of 562 amino acids.